UGCUAGGGACACGGUGUGCCGGGCUGGGCUCUGGAGGGGGGUGUGAUCGUGCCGGUUGAUGUCUGUUGCUCUUUGGAUCUCACUGCCCUGGGUCCCAGCAUGGUCAUGGCGGAUUGUCAGAGGCAUGUACAGAGGGGUCCUGUCCGGGUCGGAUUCUAUGACAUAGAACGCACUUUAGGCAAAGGGAAUUUCGCCGUGGUGAAGCUGGCCAGGCACCGAAUCACCAAGACAGAGGUGGCAAUAAAGAUUAUUGACAAGUCUCAGCUCGAUGCUGUAAAUUUGGAGAAAAUCUACCGGGAAGUAGAAAUAAUGAAGAUGCUGGAUCAUCCUCAUAUUAUCAAGCUUUACCAGGUUAUGGAAACCAAAAACAUGCUUUACCUAGUGACAGAAUAUGCCAAAAACGGGGAGAUCUUUGAUUACUUGGCUAACCAUGGGCGUCUCAGUGAAGCAGAAGCCAGGAGGAAGUUUUGGCAAAUCCUAUCUGCAGUGGAGUACUGUCAUAGUUGCAAUAUAGUCCAUCGGGAUUUAAAGGCUGAAAAUCUCUUGUUAGAUAACCACAUGAACAUCAAGAUAGCAGACUUUGGUUUUGGCAACUUUUACAAGACCGGAGAGCCUCUAGCAACGUGGUGUGGAAGCCCACCAUAUGCGGCUCCAGAAGUGUUUGAAGGGCAACAGUACGAGGGACCACAGCUGGAUAUAUGGAGUAUGGGUGUUGUUCUGUAUGUCCUGGUAUGUGGUGCAUUACCAUUUGACGGUCCUACACUCCCCAUACUGAGACAAAGGGUUCUGGAAGGGAGAUUUCGAAUACCAUAUUUUAUGUCUGAAGAAUGUGAGCACUUAAUCAGGAGGAUGCUGGUGCUAGAGCCUUCAAAACGUUUAUCCAUUGCUCAGAUCAAAGAGCACAAGUGGAUGAUGACUGAGGUGCCAGUACACCGGCCUGUCCUCUACGCACAGAGUCAUGAAAAGGAGGCCUCUAUUGGGGAACACAACGAACAGGUCCUGAGACUCAUGCAUAGCUUGGGGGUUGACCAACAAAAGACAAUAGAGUCCUUACAGAACCGCAGUUACAAUCAUUUUGCUGCAAUCUAUUACCUGCUAGUGGAGAGGCUUAAAUCUCACCGAAGCAGCUUUCCAGUAGAGGCUAGGAUUGAUGCCCGCCAGCGACGACCAAGCACAGUUGCUGAGCAGACAGUUGCCAAGACAAGCACAGUGGUGUCUCCAGUGAACCUCAUGCCACAAAAUGUGAUGAUGAUGAGAGCGCCUAUACUUCUAGAAGCCUCCACUGUAGAGCCAUUCCCAUACCCACAAAGCAGCUGCCAGGCUGAAUCAACAUUCCUAGAGGGGGAAGCGGUGAAUACACCAUUGGUUAACGGGUGUCUUCUGGAUCCUCUGCCCCCCGUGACAGUACGGAAAGGUUGCCAGUCCUUGCCAUCAAAUAUGAUGGAAACAUCUAUUGACGAGGGUAUAGAGACAGAAGAUGACUCUGAGGAUGAUCCUUCCGCAACAUUUGCAGCAUUUCAAGGCAGACAUAGUGGUCAAAGGCGGCACACGCUGGCAGAAGUUACCAACCAGUUAGUAGUAGUGCCCAAUAUGGCAUCAGACAUGGAAGGUAAACUCUUCAGUAUUGGUAACCACCCUUCUCUCGGAAGCGUGGACUCAGAAUAUGACAUGGGAUCUAUUCAGAGUGACCUAAAUGUCCAAGAGGACUCUGGGGUUUUGAAAGAAGUAGCUAUGGCCAACCAGUCUGUCACCAGGCUAACACCACCAUAUAUAGGACUGCGACCUACCAAUUUGCCCAUGCCAGCUAUGGCUUCCCAAAAACGGGAAGCUCACAAUAGAUCUCCUGUGAGUUUUCGAGAAGGUAGACGGGCAUCUGACACCUCAUUAACACAAGGAAUCGUGGCAUUUCGUCAGCACCUUCAAAACUUGGCAAGAACCAAGGGUAUCCUAGAACUCAAUAAGAUUCAGAUGCUGUACGAACAGAUUGGACCCACUGAAGAUCCCAAUGCCAUCAGUAUACCUCAUCAGUUCCAAGAUCCCAAUAAUCCACAGGAUUUGUCCACACAACUUCCAAAUAUGCCUGCAUUCCCCAAUGGUAUGCAGCCACAGCUACUAUCUAGGCGUCAGAGUCUGGAGACACAGUAUUUACAGCACAGGCUGCAGCAAGGGAAUCUGCUGGUGAAAACGCAGAAUAGCUGCCAGCUGUAUUGUAAAGAAGCACCCAGAAGUUUGGAGCAGCAACUUCAGGAACACAGGCUCCACCAGAAGCGCAUGUUCCUACAGAAGCAACCACAGCUGCAGGCUUACUUCAACCAGAUGCAGAUAGCAGAAAACACCUAUCCCAUGCAAGGUCAGCAGCUCCCAUUGUCACACCAAGAAACAACACAGCAGAACCAGUUCAGCUUUUCUCAGCCACUGAGUCCAGUGUUGGAACCAGCUUCUGAUGAAAUUCAGUAUGAUCCAUUCUUAAGUCAGUAUCACGAGCUUCAUUCCCAGCAGAUGCAACACAUGAUACAGCCCAGCCCGCAGCAGGUGGUAACGCAGAUCCACAUACAGCAGCCAUCUGUACAGUAUGGUUAUCAGACCUGUGAAUUACCACCAGUGCAAAGACAAGAACCAGAAUAUGCAACUCAAUGCCAGUAUUCUAUUAAUUCAGCACAGCAAGUCAAUAUGGCAUUAAAUGAAAACCAGGGCAGCCCAACAGGACAUAAUCCUCAGACAUCAUAUGAAACCUUAACCCUCAAUGAACCCUUUGACUGUGAGAUGAUGGAAACCGUUGACUCUCAACACAGUGGCUAUGUCUUGGUCAACUAGCCCAUUCUCAAACUAUUAAAAUUGAAACAUAGUAGUAAGGUGAAAUAUGUAGAAGGAGACAGUCUGUUUAACUGUUUUAUUUUCUUUCGGUCCAACUCAAGUAAGGAUCUCUAUGUCAUGACUUCUGUUGUGUAAUCCAUCUUGCAGAUCUGACUUGUAAUGUUGGAUUUUCAUGUCACUAGUCCAAGAACCUUGGAGAAAAGUGACUAGGAGUUAUGCGGAUCUUCUAGUGAAGAAAACACUGGACUUUCCACAAAAAAAAAGCACCAAUUGAAUCUUUUUGCUAAGUAUGGUGGUCCUCCGAGGACCGACAAUAUGGAGCUCUCGUUAGACGAAGCGCCAUUAAAAGCAAUAUUUUUUUUUGUUGUUUUCUCAAGGAAACUUUGUAGAGUGAAGUGAACAUUAUAAGCGAAGGCUUCUAUUACAGUGGAUUUUAGAAAACCUUAUAAACUAAGCUACUGAGAUAGGCAACAAGCACCUUUUUUACUGAGAAGCUAAGAAAUCAUUCUGGUUAGUGGAUUCAACACUACUGUUCGGAGUGACUUAUGUUGAUGUUAUAUUCAUGAAAUGUAGAAGUUUGGUAUGAUAACCUAACUUAAAGAGAAAAGCGAAGGACUCAAAUUGGUGAUGGUCCAGUAUUGACUAUACAGAGAAAUUAAGCUUCUCAUUUCACAUGGACAAUGUUUUAAGGGAGCCAUUUUGUUGGCAGAAUAGGAUGAUUGUCAUAAAGUGUUGCAGACUGUGCGGACAUUCUGCUGAUGUCUCCCUUCCAGAGGCAAAACAGGUUACGAGAGAUAACACAAUUGUUACAGAACUGACCGUUUUUAACCAGAUGAAGAAAUAAUAAUCUUGACUGUGUUUUCAGGUCACAGUAAUGCUAUAUGUUGCUGUUUGUUGACAAAGCUUUGUACAUUUGGUAAAUCCUUAGAUUUUAGUCAGGAAAACACAAAAUGAGCUAUAAACUGUGUGAUGUGUGGUAGUUUUGUGCCUUUAUGGGUUCUUUUUCAUAACAGAGUAUACUUUUUCUUUUUUGGAGAAAAAAAAAGUUAGACCAUACCCCAUUUAUAUCAAUGCUACAUCCAAAGUCGAUUCAGAGUUUGUGUGUAUGUAUGUCUGUUCCACUGUGUGGAAUGCAAAAGAGUUUAAUUAAUGUUUUUGAUUGCUCAUGUGUAGAAAAACAAAGUUUUUAAAAAGUAUUAUAGCAAUAUUUAAUUCUAUUUAAUGUCAUGAACUGUUGAUAUUAGCCAUGGAUAUGGAUGUUUCAUGAAAAUGAUGAAGUGAUUAAGUAUUUUACCCUAAAAGCAGA
Molecule: messenger RNA, 4120 nt
Organism: Nanorana parkeri
Lineage: Eukaryota; Metazoa; Chordata; Amphibia; Anura; Dicroglossidae
Gene: SIK2
Product: salt inducible kinase 2
Exons: 15
Coding region: 100-2814 (904 amino acids)
Biological process (GO): protein phosphorylation; microtubule cytoskeleton organization; intracellular signal transduction
Cellular component (GO): cytoplasm
Molecular function (GO): ATP binding; tau-protein kinase activity; protein serine/threonine kinase activity
Source: RefSeq, a predicted model, not a curated record